CGCGGCCCAGCAGCGCGGCGCCCAGAGCGCGGGCCGCCCGCCGAGCCCCGCCGAGCCGAGCCCCCAGCGCCCGCAGCCAUGCCGGCCGGCCGCGCCGCGCGCACCUGUGCGCUGCUCGCCCUCUGCCUCCUGGGCGGCGCGGCCCAGGAUUUCGGGCCGACGCGCUUCAUCUGCACCUCGGUGCCCGUGGACGCCGACAUGUGCGCCGCGUCCGUGGCCGCCGGCGGCGCCGAGGAGCUCCGGAGCAACGUGCUGCAGCUCCGCGAGACCGUGCUGCAGCAGAAGGAGACCAUCCUGAGCCAGAAGGAGACCAUCCGCGAGCUGACCACCAAGCUGGGCCGCUGCGAGAGCCAGAGCACGCUGGACGCGGGCACCGGCGAGGCCCGGGCCGGCGGCGGCGGCGGCGGCGGCGGCCGCAAGCAGCCGGGCUCGGGCAAGAACACCAUGGGCGACCUGUCCCGGACGCCGGCCGCCGAGACGCUCAGCCAACUCGGGCAAACUUUGCAGUCGCUCAAAACCCGCCUGGAGAACCUGGAGCAGUACAGCCGGCUCAAUUCCUCCAGCCAGACCAACAGCCUCAAGGAUCUGCUGCAGAGCAAGAUCGAUGACCUGGAGAGGCAGGUGCUGUCUCGGGUGAACACUCUGGAGGAGGGAAAGGGUGGCCCCAGGAACGACACGGAGGAGAGAGUCAAGAUCGAGAGCGCCCUGACCUCCCUGCACCAGCGGAUCAGCGAGCUGGAGAAAGGUCAGAAGGACAACCGUCCUGGAGACAAAUUCCAGCUCACAUUCCCACUGCGGACCAACUACAUGUACGCCAAGGUGAAGAAGAGCCUGCCGGAGAUGUAUGCCUUCACGGUGUGCAUGUGGCUUAAGUCCAGCGCCGCGCCCGGGGUGGGCACCCCCUUCUCCUACGCCGUGCCUGGCCAGGCCAACGAGCUAGUUCUCAUUGAGUGGGGCAACAAUCCCAUGGAGAUCCUCAUCAACGACAAGGUGGCCAAGCUGCCCUUUGUAAUCAAUGAUGGCAAGUGGCAUCACAUCUGUGUCACCUGGACCACCCGGGACGGGGUCUGGGAAGCCUACCAGGACGGCACCCAGGGUGGCAACGGCGAGAACCUGGCACCCUAUCACCCCAUCAAGCCCCAGGGUGUGCUGGUGCUGGGCCAGGAGCAGGACACCCUGGGUGGUGGGUUUGAUGCCACCCAGGCGUUCGUGGGCGAGCUGGCCCAUUUCAACAUCUGGGACCGCAAGCUGACCCCCGGGGAGGUAUAUAACCUCGCCACCUGCAGCACCAAGGCCCUCUCCGGCAACGUCAUCGCCUGGGCCGAGUCCCACAUCGAGAUCUACGGCGGGGCCACCAAGUGGACAUUCGAAGCCUGUCGCCAGAUCAACUGAGGCUCCUGGCGGCCGAGCCUCCCGCCCCUCGGGCCGGCCCGCCCGCCUCCCCCCUGCUUGUGCGGUGGCGACCCGUCUUGUGUCUCCUUCUCUCCCUCUCCCCAGGAGCGACUCAGGCCCUCCCCCUCGCACGCGCUCGCACGCAGCCUGGUUUGUCCUUGUGCCCGGGAAGCAGGUCCGGCUGUCCCCCCCCCCAGGAGCCCGCGCCCCGGGCCUCAGGCCUGCUCGUGCUCCCGCGGGCGCGGUGUGGACGUAGGUGAGAGAGCGUGUGUGUCUACGGGUGUGUGUCUGUGGGGACGAGCGAGGUGGUCUGUGUGCUGCGGGGAGAAUCUCACGACUGGUCAGAAGACUCUAGUAGCUGCCCGCGGGCCCCCGUGGGUGGCCCGUGUGGCUUCUUCAACACACGCGCUUGUCUUUGUUUGCAAACCUUUUCCGGGGGCGCAGUUCUCCACCGGUAAAAUAAAUGUCUUCUGGUGGUUUGUUUGCUCGGG
Felis catus (domestic cat) is the source of this 1883-nucleotide messenger RNA. RefSeq names its product neuronal pentraxin 1 (gene NPTX1). Gene Ontology annotation, biological process: axonogenesis involved in innervation. The transcript has 5 exons. Lineage: Eukaryota; Metazoa; Chordata; Mammalia; Carnivora; Felidae. The record is from RefSeq and is a predicted model, not a curated record. Bases 79 to 1392 code for a protein of 437 amino acids. Gene Ontology annotation, cellular component: plasma membrane; neuron projection.